CAAACUCCACGUGGCCAAAAGUAAUCUUAAAAUCAAAAUCCUGUCUCUGAUUGCCUUUUUGCUAGCUCUAUUUCUUCUCUGUCAUGACUGCUGAGGUCCCUCACUUAAAGAUCCAUGUAGCCAAAGCCAAAGACCUUCCACUCUCCUGGUUUGAGCUGAUUCUCUGUCCCGACAAGUUCAGGAAACACCUUGAAACUCUCUCCAAGAACCCUGAUGCUGAGCCCACAGCCUACCAGUUGAUAGGGACAUUCCUAGAGAAAGCCGAGUGCCUCCCCGGCCAGUUGCCACGAGCAACCGGUGACGGCGCUGUACAAGAAGAGCGGAGAGUGGCUCUGGUCAACUGUGCACUGCUUCUCGGCUCCCUACUUCACUGGAACCUGGAGGUCAUCGAGAAAAGACUCCCUACCUUGAUUCAGUGCAGCCUAGUGUCGCAGCUCUGUAAUGCAUACGUCCAGGAGGGCCCACUUUUCAGCAAGGAGUCGGACACACUCAUGGCUCAUGUGAUCCACAGCCAAUGGGUGCUCAGGUUCAUUUACCGUCACAAGCACCUGCCCAAUCUACCCUCUCGAUCUAGCACACCAGCCCCUGAGGCUAAUAGCAACAGUCUGGAGCAAAUCGAUUCAACUACGAAGCCACUGGUUUCCAAAGCACUAGAUUUACUCAAUGGGAUCCUCUCCUCAGCCACUGUUCCCGAUCUCUUCAAGCUUCCUAAAGUGGGUGUGUCCCUGUCUACUGUCAAGGGGCCUGUCGAGCACUUGGAACCCCCAGACUCUGGGGGGCAGAAUGAGUGGAACAGACCACAGGAUCAUGUGCUCUGUGAGAUCAGCUACACUCUUGGUUGCUACUACUUCACUCAGGGAGACCUCCCCAGAGCUAGCGAGCUGUUUGUUCAAUGUCACAAUCUUCUCUCUUCCAUAGCCACCACCCACAGUGCACUGUUUGUUAACAGGGACGAGGUCAGGGGCUUCCUCAAUGCCUGCGAGGCUAGCGAGGGGGUGAUAGUGGAGAAUUUAGCAGCAGAACUGGAGGCAGUAAAAAUGUCCGGUUGGUCGGACACUCGUGAUAUCCUGACUAGGGACUUCCAGAGUAAGGGGCUUCCCCUUGGUUACAGACUCUGCCUUGAGAGGCGAGCGUUGACAGCUGCCACAGAGCGAUCAAUAGAGGAGCCACCCAGUAAGAAGAUGAGGCGCGAGGGGGUGGAUGUGGUCACCAUGGAGGAGGGUCUGACUGCAUACAAUGGCCUGAGGGAGGUGAUGGAGAACAAGUCCCCACUGCCGAGGUUCUGGCAGCUGUGUAGAGAGAGAGAGGCCUUCUUGGACUGUGUGCUCAGUCUUUGUGAGCAGCUGUUGUCUACGAACUUGAGUCCAGAGGAGCGAUGCAGACUCAAGUCGUUUGUUCGUACCCUGUGUGUGGGCGGAGCUAAAGGUGGGCGUGACUGGGAGAGACUACUCAAGUCUGCUGUGAAAGAAAUCGCAUCACACAAGGAGCAGUCUGUCUAUCGUGGCCUUGUGUCAGAGACAGUUGUGCCGGAGCUGGUUGCCAUGGACAGCAGCUCACCCCUACAGACCCUGGACUCUGCAAUGUGUCGUGAGGUCACAGCCGAGGCCACUCUGACAGCUGUGGAGAGACUGUUUAAAGCCACACCCACCAACCAACAUAGGGCCAUCGCUAUAAAGUGGGUGGGCGUGUCUCAAGGCUUUGUUCCCGUGGAGUCUAUGACCGACCCUCUCACCUUCACAAAGUACAACAUCCUUGUUCACAGGGGGAAGACUCUCAAACAAGCUAAGAGUUACUCAUCGUCUAUUGAGAUUUUCUCAUGUGCUCUGAAGCUGCUCUCCCCCAAGACCACACCCCUCAGUUCCCCCGUCCGUCAAGGUCUGGAGGAGUGGCUGAGGGAGGAGAUACUCACUCUGGAACUACUGGACACUCACACCAUCCUCACGCCAGACAAUGUGGAGAAGAGGUUACAGUCCGGAGAGCUGGCUCCACUGAUUGCUAAGUCAAAGGCUUACUGUUUGGAUGGAAGACACAAGUCAUGUGACAGUGUGACGUCACACCUGACCAAUGCUCUGCUACUGAACACCCAACACUACUCAUUUCUCUUCUCCAGGGAGACACAGCUGGAGCCGGGUGUAAUUGCCCCUCGCCUGGCCAACUGUGUCCACUGUGUGAAGGAGGGACGGGAGUUGAGGAAGCCCAUCAGAGACCUCUUUGACGCAGUGCUGACGGUGUUCUGCCCCCCUCUUCAUGCGGGGGAGGGUAAGGCAGAGACGAGUGAGAGACAGUCCAAACUCAGGGCCAACUUGGACGUCUUCGUAGAGAACCUUAUGGAUACCACUAGCCUGUCUCUGCUACUGGCAGCCCUGGUAAGAGUCUGGAACCUCCUAGAGAAACCUGAGUUUGAAGUCCUCAGUGAGUACAAGAGUCACUGGCCGACUGCCAUUGGAACUCCUGGCAGUAUUGAUGUACAGCAAGUAUACCGCUCCCUGAGCACCACCAUCAGGCGGUCACUACGGCUACAGCCUAACAACACCUCCUGGCUACUCAUGCAGGCCCACCUCUACUGCGCAAAGCAAGACUACGGUGCAGCCCUAUAUGGCUUCUUGUCUGUCGGCUCCAUGGCCAGUAACCACUUCACGACGGAAGUGCCUGAGGCCAUCUGGUCUCCCAUCGUCCAUCAGCGACUAAGGGCUUGUUGCACGAGGCUGCGUUAUCACACACACUCCCUGAUAGUGUGUCAGCUGUUAGAGCCGGUGGAUUACGAGGGUGCAUUCGGUAUCGUGAGGAGCAACGUGGGAGCCAUGACUGAGGGACUGUUCACACACCUCUGGGACAUGACCAUCAUCGAAUAUCUCAUCUACACUCUCACGUCAAAGGGCGACAAACACAAGCAGAAAAUUGCUAUGCAAGUGGCUGGUCAGCCUGAGUUGAACACCAACAACAGCAGUGAGGUUCUCAAGAGAGCAGCUCAUGUCAGGAGACGAACAUUUCUAAGAACUUUCUUAACUGAAAUGACACAAUUAUUAUGAUGCUAAAUUAAAUGUAUGGCCCCAAUUAACUUGACAGUGAAGCAAUUAUUAAUGAUCAUUUUUA
Halichondria panicea is the source of this 3093-nucleotide messenger RNA. RefSeq names its product integrator complex subunit 8-like. Gene Ontology annotation, biological process: snRNA 3'-end processing. Gene Ontology annotation, cellular component: integrator complex. Bases 84 to 3029 code for a protein of 981 amino acids. The record is from RefSeq and is a predicted model, not a curated record. The transcript is spliced from 20 exons. NCBI's taxonomy places the organism in Eukaryota, Metazoa, Porifera, Demospongiae, Suberitida, Halichondriidae.